AUGUCAACUGAAAUACUGAACGGAAGGCUUGCGCUCAUUACAGGCUGCACCGGAGGGAUUGGCCGCGCUACCUCCCUCGCCCUUGCUCGCCUCGGGUGCUCUAUCCCAAUUCACUAUCAUUCCGCCAAGGAAAAGGCCACAGCGCUAGCAGAUGAAUUGAAGACUGUCAAUGCUCACAUUCACGUUGAAGUCUUCCAAGCAGAUCUCAGCAAGAUGGACGAUGUUAGAAGGCUCCACGCCGAGGUUGUAGCCCAGAUGGGCCACCCUGACAUCCUGUUCAACAACGCUGGAAUUACCGGCCCCGGGGCCAGCAUCGGAGCCAGAAGUAACAUGGAGGAUAUGAGUCUCGAGGCGUUUGAACAUACCUGGAGGACCAACACGGCACAGGCAUUUCUGGUCCGUCGAUCAUCAUAA
Molecule: messenger RNA, 414 nt
Organism: Pleurotus ostreatus (oyster mushroom)
Lineage: Eukaryota; Fungi; Basidiomycota; Agaricomycetes; Agaricales; Pleurotaceae
Exons: 2
Coding region: 1-414 (137 amino acids)
Source: RefSeq, a predicted model, not a curated record